Molecule: messenger RNA, 1701 nt
Organism: Dioszegia hungarica
Lineage: Eukaryota; Fungi; Basidiomycota; Tremellomycetes; Tremellales; Bulleribasidiaceae
Product: vacuolar import and degradation protein-domain-containing protein
Exons: 4
Coding region: 1-1701 (566 amino acids)
Biological process (GO): protein targeting to vacuole; protein catabolic process in the vacuole; negative regulation of gluconeogenesis
Cellular component (GO): extrinsic component of membrane; GID complex
Source: RefSeq, a predicted model, not a curated record
AUGCCCGCCGAAUCCGCCCCACCUCCCCAAGCCGGGCCAGCAACACCCACAGUCUUUCCUCUCUCUGGGUCCAAUAUCAAAUGCUCACACUGCGGCGGAACAAGCCUGCCGUCCUUAUCGGCCGCAUCCCGCGCGGGCGGGGAAGGGGAGGGCGUCAUCAUCCUCGAUGAAGAGAUCGAGCGGGUGUGCGCCUCGUGUUGGCGUGCACAGGUCAGCCCGGAUGGCGGACCCGAUAUGAGGGCGGGGGAGGAGCAAUAUGAAGAGGGAGAGCGGAGGUUAGAGGCGGAUAUAAGCAGUAUUGGGCUGGGAUUGAGGGGGAUGACCGUCAAUCCGGUGGAAGAGGAGACGAGCCCCAGGGACGGUCAGGCGCAGGUACCACAAGCUGCGGCGGUUGGCGUCGGGGACGCCGAGUACUCUCCGCCGAUGGUGUAUGCUCAGCCGGUCCCGAUUGCUUCUACCCCGGCACCCGCUGGUCCGCAGCAUGGCGGACUGCUCUCGCACUCGCUCCCUUCUCAGCACACUCGACCGUGGGUCACCCAGCCGACUCGAGUGUCGCCCAUCACGGAAGAACGAGGCGGUUUUUCUGCUACCCCCGCUCCGACUUCUUACAAGGAAGACCGGCCAUAUAAUCCUUUAUUGGACAUCACGUCCGCCCGAGUAUCCAACCGCGGUCGAGGCGCAUUGUAUCCCGGCUCAGUCUUUAAAGGCACCCAAACGAGCGGGAGGAGCGCAUACGACGUGGAAGUCCGGUUCAUCGACGUCAACUUCCCCGAAUCCUCCGUAUCAGGCUACCUCUCCAUCUCCCACCUAACCGACACCCACCCGCACCUCACCACCUUCUUCACCGGCGAGAUCAUCGGGCCUCGAUAUGGCUUCAUCACGGGUCCGCGAUAUGGCGCGACCGAGCACGACGAUAUGCGCCAUUGGGGCCGGUUUGAGCAGUUUCGCCGGCCCGCCACACGGGGCGAUAUGAUCCGCCCAGAGUUGUUGUUUAGGGAUCCGGUGCCGAGGCCUGGGACCGGAGGCGCGGGGAGGGUGACAGGGAUGGAGAGGGAUUUUGUGUUUUUGAGGAUUAAAGAAAGGUUCUUGGUUCCGGAUCAUACGGUGAAGGAUAUCAGCGGGGCGAGCUUUGCGGGGUUUUACUUCGCGAUGAUCGAUCUGAACCCUACCUCCGCUUCAGACCCACCACUCUCGCCUACCUCCCCUCUCCCCAAAUCGCCUCCUACCCUCCCCCCACCUCCACUCUCACCUACCACAUCCAACUCGCAGUACUUCCCGACGAUGUCACUCCCGACCCCCUCGGCUCAAAGGCGGCAGAGCACGGGACCUCCCGCUCCCGCUCCAGCUUUGGGGCUGACUUCGACUUCGACUUCGGGGUCGGCGGGAGGGUUCGGGGGUCUACCUUCGCAUCCGACCUUUACGAUGCCGCGCCCUGCUGUUCGGAGGAUGUCUAGUAAUGGGCCGGGACCGAGGAGUCCGGGUUUGGACAGUGGGCCGGGAGCCGGGGUAGGGACGGGUGCCAGCGAGAGGAGGAGAAGGAGGGAAAGUAGUGGAGCGGUACCGGGAAGGGGGGAGAGGGAGCCGCAAAGAGAGGCGACUAUUCGAGGGUAUUACUUCCAUUCGCUGAAUCAAGAGCCGUUCCAGGAGCUUUUUCUUACGCAUGUCCCGAAUAGGAGCUCGGGGACUUAUGAGAUGCGGUGA